AUGUUCUCAUCCGCCUUCAAGUCCUUCAGCUCGAAUAUAACGUCCAACUAUGAAGUGUCCAAACAUCCCUCUGCAGCUGUAGGGGUCUGGUCCAUCUUUGACGCGAAGAAGAAGAACAGCGGCACUCACGCCUCGGUUUUCAUCUUUGACAGGAAAUCGCUCGAUGUCACCACUAGCGGGUUUGGAGCACGUGCUACGAGCGCCACGUCGGUGCGCAAGAUCCAAGAUGAGGUCGUCGAGCGCUUGAAGAAGGAAGCCAGCAGCCUGGCUCGGCUACGUCAUCCCUCUAUUCUGCAGCUGGUCGAACCGGUCGAAGAGACCCGGAGUGGAGGGUUGAUGUUUGCGACGGAGCCUGUCUUGUGCUCCUUAUCCGCUGCACUGGCAAAGAAGGAUCGAGAGGGGAAUGGAAGGGGGAAGAAUGUCUCGCGGUCCGCGUCGAAUGAUGGCGCCACUUCUCGGGCACAGCAAGACGUGGAAAUCGACGAAUUGGAAAUUCAGAAGGGGCUGCUGCAGGUCGCGAAGGGGCUCGAAUUCUUACACGACUCUGCUAAGCUUGUUCACGGAAACCUGACUCCGGAUGCUAUCAUGAUCAAUGCCAAGUCAGACUGGAAGAUCUCCGGACUCGGCUUCGCUGGGCCGCCCGACGGAGCGGAAGGGCAUCAGACCGUUCCUCAGAUUUCUCUGUCUGAGGUCCUCCACCAUGAUUCUCGAAUCCCUCGAACUGUUCAACUGGACCUCGACUAUACUUCUCCUGACUUCGUGCUCGACUCGAAUAUCAACUUCUCGGCCGAUAUCUUCUCACUCGCUCUGGUUAUCCUCGCAUGCUACAGACAGCCGCAUAGGUCACCAAUUGAAACCCAUGGCAGCCAGUCAACGUAUAAAAAGAUCUUCAGCAGCGCUUCCACCGUACCGACCAGCGCAAACAACUAUCUCUGCGACGGUGCCUUGCCACGGGAGUUGAAUGUCACGUUACCGAGAAUGUUGACCAGAAGACCAGCUCAACGGAUGACCGCGAGUGAGUUCCAGCAAUCGCAAUACUUUGACAACAUUUUGGUCAACACGAUGAGGUUCUUGGAUGCUUUCCCCGCCAAAACUCCUGCCGAGAAAUCACAAUUCAUGAAAGGCCUCGGCCGAGUCCUUCCUCAAUUUCCGCCUUCUGUGCUAGGAAAGAAGAUCCUUAGUGUUCUUCUGGACGAGAUGAAGGAUCGGGAACUACUCCCACUCAUUAUGCAAAAUAUCUUCCAGAUAGUCAAAGUCGUCCCAUUCAGCAAAGAACUUGUCUCGGAUAAUAUCCUGCCACGAAUGAGAGACAUAUUCUUGUCCAAACCCAAAACCGAAGAACGGGAUACCGGCAAAGAGGCCGCUUUCCUUGCAGUCCUCAAUAACAUUCAACUCAUUGCCGACAACUGCACCGCGAAGCAGUUCAAAGAUGAUGUCUUACCUAUUGUUCAUGUGGCGAUGGAGUCAUCUACCCAUUCACUUACUGAUGCCGCUUUACAGACCUUAUCCGUUGUUCUCCCUUUGAUCGACUUUUCAACGGUCAAACACGAUCUAUUCCCAGUUGUGGCCAACGUUUUCAGCAAGACCAAUAGCCUGACUAUCAAGAUUCGAGGCCUUGAAGCGCUGGGAGUACUCUGUGGAGUCACACCGGACCAGACAGAAAACAAUAUCGACGACUUCCCUGGGAAGGCCCAGCAAGAAAAGCAUGAUAGGAAUGUUUCCAGCUUGGACAAAUUCACAAUGCAGGAGAAGAUUGUCCCUCUCCUGAAGGCGAUCAAAACGAAAGAACCAGCAGUCAUGAUGGCGGCUCUGAAGGUGUUCCGACAAAUCGGCACUGUUGGCGAUACUGAUUUCUUAGCCACUGAGGUGAUGCCCAUCCUCUGGAACUUUGCCUUAGGCCCUCUACUUGACCUGCCGCAAUUCAAAGCGUUCAUGGAUGUCAUCAAAAGUCUCUCGAGCAAAAUCGAGCGCGAACAGAUUCGUAAACUGCAGGAACUCUCUUCGAGCAGGGUUCCAGAGUCAAGGGCUGCUUCCUCGUCGCUUAAGCAGGUCGGUAACGGUAUCCAUCAAGCUAAUCAAGUCGCAAGCACAGAAGAUGACUUUGAGAAGCUCGUCCUUGGAGACAAGAAUACUGACAAGAUCGAUGUCUUUGCGGGAGCUCUUUCUGAUGGACAAAAGCUGACUCCGAAUCCGCCAUCCUACUCGUGGGCUCCCAUAGAUGCUGCCAGCGGGAGGAACACAUUGGCGCAUCAAAUGCCCUCGUCAUUACCAGUUCUCCAACCGCAACCUCUAUCCCGCUCAAUUACUCCGGAUGUCAGUACCUCGGCGUUUCCAAGUCUUCAACCUGCCCAGCAAUCCUCGGCCUCUAUUUGGGGGUCGUCUUCAUCUUCGCCUGCACCCUUGCAGAGUCAGCAUCAAGUGCUACAGCCAUCGAGUUAUCUCUCCGGUUCUGUAAGCAACAUAUCUCCGCCGAUAGCAUCACCAAAUACGACCUGGCAACUGCCCCCGCCUCCGGGAGCGCAAGGGACUUCUAGUCCUGGAUUCGCGCCUAUGAUAGCUCCCCCUCCUCCAGGCAACAGUCAGAGGACUGCUUGGCCGCAACCAAAUUACAAUAAUUUCACAGUGUCCUCGCCUCCGACCCCUGGAUUCGGUGCCUCCAUGAACGUGUUGCAACCGCAGAAAUCUCAGCAGCAAACACCGCAACAGCAGAAGACAGGUCUGGACAAGUACGAAUCUCUGCUAUAA
Molecule: messenger RNA, 2745 nt
Organism: Fonsecaea nubica
Lineage: Eukaryota; Fungi; Ascomycota; Eurotiomycetes; Chaetothyriales; Herpotrichiellaceae
Exons: 1
Coding region: 1-2745 (914 amino acids)
Biological process (GO): protein phosphorylation
Molecular function (GO): protein kinase activity; ATP binding
Source: RefSeq, a predicted model, not a curated record